GACCCUGUGCUCCUGGCCCACAGACGUGUGGGGGGUCCCAGGUGGGGAGAUGCUGGCCGAGCUGGGGUCCUGUCUGCUGCUGGCAGUGGCUCUGCUGGGCCCAGGCCCCAGGGCCCGAGCCAUGAAAGGUGUCAAAUGUGGGGGAGUGCUCUCAGCACCUUCUGGAAACUUCUCCAGCCCCAACUUCCCCGGACUCUACCCCUACAACACGGAGUGCAGCUGGCUGAUCGUGGUGGCCGAGGGCUCCUCCGUACUCCUCACCUUCCACGCCUUUGACCUGGAGUACCACGACACCUGCGGCUUCGACUUCCUGGAGAUCUACAACGGGGCCGCGGGGGACCAGGGCAACCUGCUGGGGCGGUUCUGCGGCCAGGUGCCCCCGCCACCCUUCACCUCCUCCUGGCAUAUCCUGUCGGUCAUCUUCCACUCGGACAAGCACGUGGCCAGCCGUGGCUUUUCCGCAGGCUACCAGAAAGAUGCGUGCGGCGGCGUCCUGACGGGCCUGUCGGGGGUCCUCACCAGCCCCGGGUACCCCGACCACUACCCCAACGACGCGGAGUGCCGCUGGGUGAUCCGGGCCGCCGGCCCCGCCACCGUCAAGCUGGUGUUCGCAGACUUCCAGGUGGAGGGCAGCGCCGAGUGCGCCUACGACUACGUGGCGGUGCUGGGGGCGCCGGGGCCCGCCCGCGGGCACCGCUUCUGCGGAGGCGCCCGGCCCCCCGCCCUGGUGUCCCGGGGCUUCGAGCUGCAGGUGGUCUUCAAGUCCGACUUCAACAUCGGAGGCCGGGGCUUCAAGGCCUACUUCUUCUCAGGGGAAUGCCAGGAGGUGUACACAGCCGUGCGGGGCAACUUCUCCAGCCCCCACUACCCCAGCGCCUACCCCAACAACGUGCGCUGCCACUGGACCAUCCGCCUGCCUCCCGGCUACCGGGUCAAGCUGUUCUUCCUGGACCUGGAAUUGGAGGGGCCCAACAGCCUCACCAAGACCUGCGACUUCGACCACCUGGCGGCCUUCGACGGGGCCAGCGAGGAGGCGCCCCUGCUGGGGCGCUGGUGCGGCCGCCACCUGCCCCCGCCCGUCACCUCCAGCCGCAACCAGCUCCUGCUCCUGCUCCACGCCGACCGCAGCGCCUCCCGCAGGGGCUUCUCCGUGGCCUACAUUGGAGUUGUGCCCAUGAACGUGAGCUGCUCCCGCAUGGACUUCCAGAUCCUGAUCUCCACGCAGGCGCUGGCCCCGCUGGGGCGGACCCAGGUCUACCUGGGCAGCCGGCGCUGUGCGGCCCAGGAGGUGGACGGCACCUUCCGGAUCCAGGCCCGCUUCGACACCUGCGGCACCGAGUCUCAGAGGAGGAACAACACUUCGGUGAUCGUCAGCACGCUGUACAUCGACUUCUCGGCCGGCGGGCGGGAGGACGUGCACCAGUACGAGGUCCUCUGUGAGCCCCGGCGCAAGGAGGCCUCUGUCCGCCUGCUGUCCGGCUCCGACUGGCUGGGGCCCUACGCCGCCACGGCCGAGCACCUGCAGGAAGCGCCCCCCGCGGACGAGGCGGAGGCACUGCCGGGCCCUGCAGCCCUGGUGGCCCAGGACACCAGCGACAUGGUCUUCCUGGGCCUGUGCAUCCUGGCUGGAGUCCUCAUGGUCAUGGCCAUCGUGGUGCUGAUGCUGCUGUGAGCAGGCAAGCAGGAAGUGCAGCAUCCGUGCAGGAGCCUCCACUCUCCCGAACUGACCCAAGAACCCUGAGGACUUCGUCUAACGCAGCCCAGUCCCGCCUCCAACUCCACAACACAGAGCGGGAGCAGAAGCCCCAGCUAGCACUCUCAUUUCCCGCCCUGCCACAUGCAUGGUGUUCCUGCUGAAGACUGACUGUGUGCCCAUGGUGUUCCUGCUGAAGACUGACUGUGCGCAUCCUGGCGGGUGCCUGCCCACCGAGGUGGCGAUGCUCUGCUGGGUCAGACCCACACUGUGCUCCGUAGUGAGGCUGGAGGCCAGGGACUGGUGUGGUGCUGACGUUUUUCCUAAAAUAGCUUGUGAUCCUUGACUGAAACGCUGAUUGAAGUCCCGUGUGUCUCUGUCCUCCUCACCCCUGAUGCUGAGCUUUGGUCACAAACCACCCUUCCCCUGCAGAUGAGUCCUCGUGGAGCCCUCUGGGCCUUCUCCUGCCAUUGGACUUCACUCUGAGCUACUCCAGUGUACUCAGAGCUGCUCCAGUCCCCUCACAGUUUUCUAAGUUUCACCACGGGAGCAAGGGGCUGGGUCCCGGUGAGAAGACCUGAGGA
Pipistrellus kuhlii (Kuhl's pipistrelle) is the source of this 2277-nucleotide messenger RNA. RefSeq names its product CUB domain containing protein 2 (gene CDCP2). The transcript is spliced from 7 exons. Bases 50 to 1672 code for a protein of 540 amino acids. The record is from RefSeq and is a predicted model, not a curated record. Lineage: Eukaryota; Metazoa; Chordata; Mammalia; Chiroptera; Vespertilionidae.